Stylophora pistillata is the source of this 1329-nucleotide messenger RNA. RefSeq lists its product as uncharacterized. Lineage: Eukaryota; Metazoa; Cnidaria; Anthozoa; Scleractinia; Pocilloporidae. The record is from RefSeq and is a predicted model, not a curated record.
UGAAAAUGGCGGCUUGUGCUAGAAGGGAGAAAGGUCUUUACGCAGCUUUAAACAGCGCAUCAACAGCUGACGUUCUCCCUCGCAGUGUCAAAAAGAGAAGAAAAGCAUCGAGCCAAAUGCGGGAAGUAGAGCGUCUUAUCGCUCGAAGGGAAAGUGCUACGGGUACUGAGUACUUAGUUUUAUGGAAGGGAUAUUCUCCUUAUGACUCUAGCUGGGAACCGGAGGAAAAUGUCACCCUCGAUUGUAUCCGAUUAUUUGAGAAUCCAUCCCCAGCAGAGUUAAUAGUAUUUGAUGAUUGUACAACUCUUCGAGUGGCGGUAGAGCAGCACUUAAAAUCUGAAACAAGCCUCAAUACAGCUACAGGCUUUAGACAACUGUGAUUCAAGCCUUGCACUUGCGCUGUUUAGACGAAAUGCAGUUCCUGGUAUAUUCAAAUUUACUAGGUCAAUAUACCGUACCCCAGCACCGAGGGUUCCUGAAAGCAGAUAUCUUCUCCAGGUGGCAAGGGCCUCUAAUUUCACGACCUCAUUGUCUCUUUGACAUUACUCCUUGACAUAAUUAAACUGUGUAUUUUGGCACUCCACUAGGGAAAGAAUUUCUUUUGAUUGAAAGACAGACGACAUUUCGAAAAUUCGCUUGGUGCAUGUAGCAUAAACAAUACAAACGUAAUAACAUUGGCACACCUAUGAACUUUCUUUGAAAAAACCCGCGAAAAGUUCGCAGAAAGUAUGGGUAAUUUCAGCUCCAGUCUCCCUAGGUAAAAUCAAUGCUUUACUUUAACGCCUGGGGAAUUGUUUUGUUAAAAAUGGCGUACUCGAAGGUGAAAGCGGCAGCUUUUCUCUCUCGAAUCCGCCAUAGAGUGUAGGUUAUGUCGCGUUUAUCGGAGCGACAAGUGUUUUCAGCUUUGAAAACCGAACCCAUCUAGUGAAGAAUCGACGAGAUAUUGUGCACUAAAACGAAGUGAUGUUGGAAUUUACUAAAUGGAUAGAAGGUAAGGUCGGUAGUGUUUACGAAGUAGCAGGAAACAAUAAUGUAGUUUGAGUACAUUUAGCGCUUUGCCCCAGGGUAUUUCAAAAUGGCGUCAUAAAAUGUUACUUUACAAAAUUCGUGAAACCAAACCGAAAAUGAUGAGUUUUCUCCCAAAACAAACUUCGAAACAAAUUUUAGCAACAGUAGUCUUACACUCAAUAGGAGUUAGCUUGAGCAGUUUCAAAUAUUUUUAUUAAUGAAGGAAUAAAAAAUUACUCUUCAUAUGUUUUCAGUAACACGAGAGACAAAUCAGCGCUUCAACUGCGCAUGUCGCUUCGACUUUUCUGGCGAUGAAUUAUA